Molecule: messenger RNA, 792 nt
Organism: Letharia lupina
Lineage: Eukaryota; Fungi; Ascomycota; Lecanoromycetes; Lecanorales; Parmeliaceae
Exons: 2
Coding region: 1-792 (263 amino acids)
Source: RefSeq, a predicted model, not a curated record
AUGGCUGAUGAAUUGACCACAUCGACUCCAGUUGUGUGGAGAUCUGCGAUCUCCGACUCCUUCAAAGGCCUUACAUAUAAUACGUAUAACUGUCUCGAGCAUCUUAAUCGACUGGAUGUCUGUAAAGCAGAGGGUACCACGGUGACCCAACCGCAAGCGUCGGCCCCAAAUCAGCAAACCACGUUAACUUUCGGCCAGCCUUCAAGCUCAGCACCGGCUUUUGGUCAACCUUCUGCACCAUCAGCAUUCAGCAGACCUUCAGUGCCUUCAUUUGGCCAACCGUCUGCACCUACUUCGACAUUUGGCCAGCCUUCGGCUCGGAGCCCUCUCGGAGCCCCACAACAACAACCCAACGCCUUGGAAAAACCAUCGGGACCUGGUUUCCUCCAGCAGCCAUCAGCAGCAGCAAAAAAUCCCUUCGGUCAGCCAUUGGCUCCCGCACAAACCCCCACAUUUGGACAACCAUCAGCUCUGUCACAACAGAGCGCGUUUGGAAGACCCUCGACACUGAAUCCCUCGCCUGCCUUUGGCCAGCCGGCGACAUCUGGAGCUAUUACCGGAUUCUCACAGACCUCAAUUGCACCUCCGAAUCCGUUUGGUCAGCCUACUGCGCCUUUGGCCACGGCAGUAAACCGGGCAAAUGUCAGAUCCACAAGUGGACAAGGAACGAAUGGUGUCCAAGUCCAGAAGGAUUCCCAGGACAAGAUAACGAGUUGGAAAGGCAUGCCUGUAAGAUACUUCGAUGACGAGCUGUGCUACAAGGGCGAUGAUGGUAGCUGGCAGGGAGUAUAG